AUGGACUCGGAGAAUCCAUCGAAAUUAGGCGCCCAUCACGGUCAGCACGGGGCGCAGCAGGCGCUCAGCGUGGGUGGCGAGCGAAUGGUAUCGCUGCUGGUGGGGCCUGAGAGGACGAAGUUCCUUUGCAACGCGUCCCUACUCUCGCGCUACUCGCCCUUCUUCGCCUCUCUUCUCAGCGACCGCUGGACCGCCGCUGCUGGUAGUAGUAGUGGCUGCUCUGGAGAUGGCGAGAAGGGCGUGGCGCUAGUGGCGAGCGCGAAAAAGGCCUUCCCCGUCAGCGCGCUUGCGCCGAUUCCCCCAUUUUCGCGCGCUCAUACGCGGAGGCCACAGCACCUUUUGCCGUCGCUCAUCGCAUCAUCUUGUCCUCCUCCUUACCUCGCUCCAUACCCGACAAACGAGCCGUGGCAAAACUUCGUGCUAGGCCAGGGCGGCAGCCCGGAGCUCGUGAACCCGUACGUGGUUCAGAGCGGCGACGGGCGCGUCGCGUGGGGGAUACCGGCGCGCAACGCGCAGCCGGCAUACAUCAUCCAGGCGUUCAUCACCAACCUCAUGCUCUCCACGCUGCAAGGCCUUCCGCCGCACCAGGUCUCCGCCUACGACGAUCUCUCCGUUACCCUCUCCUUCCGCCCGCCCUCCGCCGCGCCUUCCGCGCCCCCCGCGCUCGUGGUUCCGCUGGUGCGCGGCUCCCCGUAUUUGACUUUCAUAUUCCCCCAGGGCGGGCCCCCCGCGACGCCCGUGCUGAAGACGAUCCACGCGAUUCUGAGCGUAGAGGCGCGCGGCGACAGCAAGUACCGCGUCGCGCUCAACAACGGCCAGACAUGGCUGGUGUACCUAUCGUCGCCGCUGGCGCUGCGGCAGGAUGGAUCGUCGAUCGUGGCGGGCGCGCCGUUCACGGGGACCAUGCGCAUCGCGCUGCUGCCCGGCAACUCCCCGCAGCGCGAGGAGGCGCUGCUGGACGCGCACGUGGCGACGGUGCCGGUGGGCGGGCGCGCGCGGGUGGGCGCGUUCCGCAUCAAGCUAAGCUGGCGCACGCAGCAGUGGCGCAAGCUGGCUCCCGGCGGCACCAAAACGCCGCUGCUCAUGCUGUCUCUGCCAG
Messenger RNA from Closterium sp. Naga37s-1, 1099 nucleotides. The record is from the annotation of a GenBank genome assembly. NCBI's taxonomy places the organism in Eukaryota, Viridiplantae, Streptophyta, Zygnematophyceae, Desmidiales, Closteriaceae.